This is a messenger RNA of Tupaia belangeri chinensis (Chinese tree shrew), 939 nucleotides long. Its product is annotated as olfactory receptor 1030. Gene Ontology annotation, molecular function: G protein-coupled receptor activity; olfactory receptor activity. Gene Ontology annotation, cellular component: membrane. The record is from RefSeq and is a predicted model, not a curated record. NCBI's taxonomy places the organism in Eukaryota, Metazoa, Chordata, Mammalia, Scandentia, Tupaiidae. Bases 1 to 939 code for a protein of 312 amino acids. Gene Ontology annotation, biological process: G protein-coupled receptor signaling pathway. The transcript has a single exon.
AUGCCCGGAAUUAACUACACUGAAGUGACAGAGUUUAUUCUGUUGGGUCUAACAAGCCGUCCAGAGUUGCGACUCAUGUUUUUUGUGUUGUUCCUUAUUGUAUACAUUGUCACUGUGGUGGGAAACCUGGGCAUGAUCAUUUUAAUCAAAAUUGAUUCUCGACUUCACACGCCUAUGUACUUUUUCCUUUCAAGUUUAUCUGUUCUAGAUCUGUGUUUCUCCACAAAUGUCACUCCCAAAAUGCUAGAAAAUUUCGUAUCAGAGAAGAAGACCAUUUCCUAUGCGGGUUGUUUGGUGCAGUGCUAUAUCGUGAUUGCUGUGGUCCUCACGGAGCACUGUAUGUUGGCUGUCAUGGCAUACGACCGCUACAUGGCCAUCUGCAAUCCUCUGCUCUACAGCAGCAAGAUGUCCAAGAGUGUCUGUGUCCGCCUGGUCACUAUUCCUUAUGUCUAUGGCUUCCUUCUCAGUGUGAUGGAAACCUUGAGGACCUACAACCUCUCCUUCUGUGGCGCUAAUGAAAUCAACCAUUUCUACUGUGCCGAUCCUCCUCUUAUCAAACUGGCAUGCUCUGACACCUACAGCAAAGAGUUAUCGAUGUACAUAGUAGCUGGCUACAGCAAUGUCCAGUCCCUUCUGAUUAUUCUCACGUCCUACAUGUUCAUCCUUGUUGCUAUCCUCAGAAGCCGUUCCGCAGAGGGGAGAAAAAAGGCUUUUUCCACCUGUGGCUCCCACCUGACAGUAGUCACAAUCUUCUAUGGAACCCUCUUAUGUAUGUACCUGAGACGACCUACAGAGGAGUCUGUAGAGCAGGGCAAGAUGGUGGCUGUGUUUUAUACCUCAGUGAUCCCAAUGCUUAACCCCAUGAUCUAUGGCCUCAGGAACAAGGAUGUAAAAGAGGCAUUGAAGAAAGCUAUGGGAAAGCAAAAAUUGGGGAAAUAA